AUGCCUACCAUCCCAGUCGACAAGGCAGACCUCUACCAGCUCUUGGGUAGAGAGUACACCACGCAGGAAUUUGACGAGUUGUGUUUUGACUUCGGAAUCGAGCUCGACGAAGACACAACCGAUGAAUGUGUAGGCGACGAAAGACCCCAGUUGAAAAUCGAGAUCCCCGCCAACAGAUAUGAUAUGUUGUGUAUUGAGGGUAUUGCCCAGGCGCUCAACGAAUUCUUGGGCCGCUCUGCCAGUCCAAACUUCACUUUGAACCCUCAAGUUCCUCUGGUCAAGAUGACUAUUGACAAGUCCACUGAGCAGAUCAGACCAUACGCUGCUGCUGCUAUUUUGCGCGGAGUAGAGUUCGACGACAGAAAGUACGCCUCGUUCAUUGCUUUGCAAGAUAAGUUGCACACAAACUUGUGCCGUAACAGAACGUUGGUGGCCAUCGGUACUCAUGACUACGACACAUUGACCCCUCCAUUCACAUACGAGGCUUUGCCACCACAAGACAUCAAAUUCAUUCCUUUGAACCAGACACAGUUGAUGGACGGUGCAGAGCUCAUGGACUUCUACGAUAAGGACAAGAACUUGGGUAAGUAUUUGCACAUCAUCCGUGACUCGCCUGUGUACCCUGUGAUCUUUGAUGCCCGUAGAACUGUCUGUUCGUUGCCUCCUAUUAUUAAUUCCAACCACUCUAAGAUCACCUUGAACACUAAGAACAUUUUCAUCGAGGUUACUGGAACUGACAAGACCAAGACAGACCUUGUGAUCAACCAGAUGGUGGCCAUGUUCUCUGCCUACUCCAAGACUAAGUUCGAGGUCGAGCCUGUCCAGAUUGUUUCCAAGCACAAUGGUCAAGACAGAGUUAGCCCUAAUAUCGCACCAAAGAAGUUCGAGGCCGAGAUUGACUACAUCAACUCCUGUUUGGGCUUGAACUACUCCGGUGAGGAAAUCGCCAAGUUGUUGACCAGAAUGUCUUUGAAGGCCACUCCUAGAGAUGCCAAGAUCUUGGACGUGGAGGUUCCUAUUACCAGAUCUGACAUCUUGCAUCAAUGUGACAUCAUGGAAGAUGCUGCUAUUGGUUACGGUUUCAACAAUUUGAAGAAGACCAAGGCUCAAAGUGACUCUCUUGUUGCUGCUCCUUUGCCAAUUAACAAGGUUGGUGACAUUCUCCGUAUCGCCUCUGCCCAGGCCGGCUACUUGGAGGUAUUGCCUUUGACUUUGUGCUCUCACGACGAGAACUUCAAAUUCUUAAGACAAAAGGAUGAUGGCACUCAGGCCGUCAGCUUGGCCAACCCAAAGACCAUCGAGUACCAAGUUGUGAGAACUACUUUGGUGCCUGGUAUCCUCAAAACCAUCAAGGAGAACAGAAAGCACUCUUUGCCAAUCAAGGUUUUCGAGUGUGGUGACAUUGUUUUGAAGAACCUUGAUUUGGAGAGAAGAGCAUUCAACAGAAGAAACUGGUGUGCUAUCUACGCUGGUAAGACCUCUGGUUUUGAGUUCGUUCAAGGUUUGUUGGGUAAAAUCAUGCAGACCAUGAGAACUCCAUGGCUCGAAGAUCCUAAGAACAUGAACAAGAGGGGAUACUGGAUAGAAGAGGACAAGGACAAUGCCACCUUCUUCCCAGGAAGAGGAGCCAAGGUAUUCUUCAGAGCUUCUGAGGAUGCCGAGGUGCAGCACAUUGGUGCCAUUGGAGUUUUGCAUCCCGAGGUUAUGAGCAGCUUUGAGAUCCCAUAUGCUGCCUCUUCUGUUGAGAUUAAUGCUGAGGUUUUCUUGUAA
Molecule: messenger RNA, 1770 nt
Organism: Australozyma saopauloensis
Lineage: Eukaryota; Fungi; Ascomycota; Pichiomycetes; Serinales; Metschnikowiaceae
Gene: FRS1
Product: phenylalanine--tRNA ligase subunit beta
Exons: 1
Coding region: 1-1770 (589 amino acids)
Biological process (GO): phenylalanyl-tRNA aminoacylation
Cellular component (GO): phenylalanine-tRNA ligase complex; cytoplasm
Molecular function (GO): magnesium ion binding; phenylalanine-tRNA ligase activity; ATP binding
Source: RefSeq, a predicted model, not a curated record